GAUUUUAAACUGGCAAUACAAACUGAGCAUUAGUAUGAGCAAAGCAUGCCAAAUAUUUCUUGAUUUGCGUCUAAAUUUAAUAAACAUUAGGAAUGCAUAACCUCAAAUUUCAAGUAUUGACAAAAUUCCAGGCUAGGAUAUUUAAUAUUCCACCAAAAUGCCGUUCCAUUUGCUUAAAUCGUUACCUGCACAAAGAUUAUAAAUACGUUGCAGGCGAUGCGGACUCUUGUGUCGAUCUUCAGAGAAAGGAUGUCAAUAGACAAACGGGUCGCUCUCGGGUCCUAUUCGGCUCUCGUAGCAUGGCGGCAUUUAAGAACCGAAUGUCUAGCUGUACCGAUCCAGUUAAGAAAUAUGAAUACUUAGCGGAAUUGCGCGAUUCGAAUCUCGAUUUGUAUUACCGCUAUAUGUGCGAUAAUACCACCGAGGUUUUGUCCAUUAUCAGUUCGGUUGACGGCAUCGUCGAUGACUUCUGUCGCAUGGCCACAAUGAUUUUAAACAAUGUUAAGACACAGCGCGAUGAUCUGACCCCCAAACAACUGGAUGUCCUCAAUACUAUGCAUUAUCUGCGCAAACACUUGAAUUAUCAAAAGAAAGACACGCUUCCAAAACCAGUUGAAUCUACCUGCAAGCCGGCAAAUGUGUAUGCCAGCCCGGCUUUUCGAGGACAGAGUGUGAAAAGAAAGCCGAUUCAAAAUUUUAACAAAGCUUUAAUGCUAACGCCAGAUCACUUUUAUGUCCUGUAUAUGAACUUCGGAAGGCGAACUAAAAAGGUCUAAUCAUAUGAGAGUCCACGAACAACUACUCAAUAUAUUUAAAGACUAAAUGCGCCUUUCUAUGCGAAUUUCAUGGCCUCAUUUAGGGCCUACAAGAUUUUGAUGCGGUGUUUUCCUAAGUAUUGAUUUACUGAUAUACUGACGCACAUUUUCAUAAUUUUCCAUUUAUGGCAAAUAAUGUCGUUCGAUAAUGUGAUAGCUGCAAAUACGCUAAGGACACAUUUAAUUCCUGAAUGUUCGUCAUGCAAGUUUUGGGGGGAGAGCGAGGAGGAAGAGCUGACUUAUCAACAAGAAUCCUUUAAUAUGUAUCAUACUUUUAUAUAAUCAAAGUGGAACAACGUUUUGAUGAAAUAAAAAAGAACCUAAUAUGCCUAA
Drosophila montana is the source of this 1148-nucleotide messenger RNA. RefSeq lists its product as uncharacterized. The transcript is spliced from 5 exons. The record is from RefSeq and is a predicted model, not a curated record. Lineage: Eukaryota; Metazoa; Arthropoda; Insecta; Diptera; Drosophilidae. Bases 93 to 776 code for a protein of 227 amino acids.